CAUCGACAAGUUCACACAGUUGGCUCACCACCGGCCCGGCUUGCUGCUGCUGCUGCUGCUGCUGUGUGCUGGGUCUCCCUGUUCUUCGUUCCCACAGUGUCUCCGCGGCCAGUGGUGUCUUUGUAGUUGCCUCUCCUUGAGUUGUCUCUAUCCCGGCGCACAAGGACGCCAGCUGGGCCUGUAGUCGGUGGUGGUGGUGCUGCUGGUUUGUGGUAGUUGCCAUCGAAAUAAGGACGCUGUAGUUAUGGCGAAAUUUGUGACACCGCGCUCAUGGAUUAUUUCUGUUGUUGAGUAUGGAGAUUAUACCAAACGAGUAGGGAGUCAUGUCCAUGAAGCUGGUCUCCAGCGGUAGCUACAAUGUGCGCGCGUCCGAAAUGGCGCACUUACAAGACCGCACUCCCAAGACCGUGAAUUGUGCCGUCCACUUUCUGGAUGACACAGUGGAGACCUUCGAAGUGGACAAGCGAGGGAAAGCCCAGCAACUCCUUGAUAAAGUCUUUGAGCACCUGGAGCUGGUGGAGAAGGACUACUUUGGCCUUCAGUACAUGGACCUAGCUCCUGGAGAUGACACGCUGCGAUGGCUUGAUCCACUCAAAACAAUCAAGAAACAGUGCAGGGGUCCUGCAUAUGAGUUCUUCUUCAGGGUCAAGUUUUAUGUCUCUGAUCCAAGCAAACUCGCUGAAGAGUACACAAGGUACCAUUUUUUCCUACAAGUGAAAAGGGACAUCCUGUCAGGGAAAUUAGUAUGCACGGAGGCCAAUGCUGCCAUGCUUGCCAGUUAUGCUGUUCAAUCUGAACUAGGUGAUUUCAACCCAGAUGAACACAAAGAAGGUUACCUGAGUGGGUUUCUGUUUGUUCCAAAUCAAAACAAGGAUUUUGAAAAACAAGUCGCAGAGAAACACAAGCAACACAGGGGACAGACACCUGCUGAUGCGGAGUACAAUUUUUUAGAAAGGGCCAAGCGGUUAGAAAUGUAUGGAGUAGAUUUGCACAAUGCAAGGGACCAAAGUAACAUUGACAUUCAACUCGGGGUCACAUCUGCUGGACUCGUGGUAUUCCAGAAUAACCUCAAGAUUAACACAUUUUCAUGGGCCAAAAUUGUAAAAAUUUCUUUCAAGAGGAAACAGUUCUUUAUUCAGUUACGGCGAGAGGUAGCUGAUAGCGUAGAGGAUAGUGAUGGCAAAGGAGAAAAGGCCCAAAACGAACCUGUGGAGAACCUGAUAGGGUUCAACAUGGUGAGCUAUCGCUCUUGUAAGAACCUGUGGAAGUCCUGUGUGGAGCACCACACGUUCUUCCGACUGCAUCAUCCGCACCCGCCCUCCAAGAAGAUAUUUUCCAUGGGAUCAAAGUUUAGGUAUAGUGGUAGAACAGAAUUUCAAUCUUUAGAAGAAAGUAGGAGAAGGGCCAAAAUAGAGAGGUCAUUUUCAAG
Aplysia californica (California sea hare) is the source of this 1429-nucleotide messenger RNA. Its product is annotated as tyrosine-protein phosphatase non-receptor type 4. The record is from RefSeq and is a predicted model, not a curated record. Gene Ontology annotation, cellular component: cytoskeleton. Gene Ontology annotation, molecular function: cytoskeletal protein binding. NCBI's taxonomy places the organism in Eukaryota, Metazoa, Mollusca, Gastropoda, Aplysiida, Aplysiidae.